Oikopleura dioica is the source of this 417-nucleotide messenger RNA. Lineage: Eukaryota; Metazoa; Chordata; Appendicularia; Copelata; Oikopleuridae. The record is from the annotation of a GenBank genome assembly.
AUGCUGACCCUACGCAAAGAGGAUAUGUACAUCGAACAACUGCUUGAAGCGGAGGAUUUGCACGACUUCGGUCGUUGCCUGAAAAAGAUAGGAAAGUAUCUGGGGGAAAGGGAUGUCAUGACAGAUGAAAUCUUCAACGUAAGAAGAAAGCCAGAAGAGUCGCUCCUGACAUUCUUUAAACGCCUCACCCUGGUAUACGAAGCCUCUUCUAGGCAUAGCUUGAAGUCCGAUCAAACAGCAGCGUUUCUUUACCCAUUAGUAAAAAACAAUGCUACAAGAACUCAAAAGAUUGAGCUUAGCAGAGUGCUAGAGGUCAACGGAAAGUACAAAAAUGCGAUUACCUACGCACGCUUGGAAUCCGCGAUAAAAGUAGCCCAAAUAAUGGACGACUCAGUCUUCAAUCCGGACCAAGCUUAA